AUGCUUUCAUGUGCCUUGCCUCUCUCCUGCUCUGCACCGGAGCCGGCCACACCUUUGGAAGCAUAUGCUCGUGAUCUACAAGACUGUGCCGAUGUGAACGCCUGCGAGGAGCAGCUCUUUGCAAUGUAUGUGGUGCCGGUGGAAAGUCUCUUCGAGAUGACUGAAGUCGUUCCCCAUGAAACACUGCUGCUAGAGGAAAAGUUGGUUGAGUUCGACGAGGCACUUGGCAAUGCAAUGUUCAUCUCGCAUCAGUGGGCUGGGGUCACGAGUCCGGACCCCGAUUUCCAGCAGUUCAAGGUGCUGCAGGAUGUGCUGCGGAGGAAGUUACGCCCGGGUGCCUCCAUCACGGGCUUCAUGCAGGUCGAACUAUAUACAGGGCAGUUGCACCGUCUUCCUGCUGAAGAAAUAUCUUCCAAGCCCCUGUUCGUAUGGUACGACUACUUCAGCUGUCCGCAGAGAAGCGCUUCUGCACGAGAAAACGCAAUCAGAAGCAUUCCCGCAUACGUGGGGAAGUGCCGCUAUUUCGUAAUUUUAUGCCCUCCUGUCUGGCACGCCGGGCAGGGUACGUUUUUGUCCAAGAGGAGUUGGGAGUGUCGAGGUUGGUGCAGAUUCGAGAGGGCUGUGCGAGAGCUGAGCCGAACAGGAUCAACAGGCUUAGACAUUGAAAUCAUCAGUGAGACACACCAGACCGUCGAGCCUACAAUGGCUUUCCAGGUUGCCUUGACGCCUGUCUUCGAGGGUCAAUUCUCCGUAGAAGCGGACAGGAACAGAAUCGUCGAAGUUUUGAAGCGAAUGAUUCGGCGGAAGAUGGCUGGUUGCCUUGUGGAGGCUGACUUUCAUGAGUACCGCCUGCAGCGCAACUUUCAGCGGGUCUACUUCCGAAAUUUUCCCAUCGGGCCCAUCGACGACUUUCUGCCCGAGUUUGUCUCCGACACUCGUGAUCCAGCAUCCUUCAUGGUGGCAGCCUUCCUGUACCAGAAUGGCUUCCGAUCCAUCCACGAGCGAAGCCUCGAGGGCUGGACGCCCAUUUGCUUCGCUGCAUUGGAUGGCACUGCCAUGCUCAUGGCCGCUCUUUUGGAGCAGAGGGCCGACGCCAAUGACUGCAUCACACGAGGGGAGUCACGCUUUCACCUGGCAGCCGGCACUCCUGUGCUGCACAUGUGUGCUUGUUUCAAAAACAAUGAGGCCAUGAAGGUGCUCAUCAACAAACGGUGCGAGGUGAAUGGGAAAGACGGCUAUGGGUCGACGGCUUUGCACUGGGCUGGCAUCACAAACAAUGUCGAAGGCAUUCAAGUUCUAUUUGACGCCGGCUGCCUGCCAGCAGAGACCAACAUGAUCGGAUACAGCGCGUUCAGGAUCACAAGCACCACCACUCACGUCGACGCGGUCCAGGCCCUACUGCCUCGAACCUCGCGCCAGGAGAUCACCAUCGCCUUGCACGAUGCAGUUCUUCUCGGAGGAGGCUCCGCCCGGAUCGUGUGUGCCCUCAUCGAAGCCGGAGCAGACGUGGAUUACCAGCUGAAAACCGAGGUAUCCAGCCCAAUGGGCUUGAUGAUGGCUUACUUCAGCCUCCGGCACCGAUGGAGCCAGUCCACCUUGAGCACGUAUGCCUACCACCACUACCAGGCCACUCCGCUGAUGUGCAGCGUCAUCACGAGUUCUUUCGAGGCGACAGCUAUCUUGUUGGCUGCGGGCGCUCGGCUAGACCUGAGGAACGCGCGCGGGCUUACUGCAGCGGAUUUGGCCAAGGAGGUCUCAGCUCCCGAUCAUGUGGUCGCUUCUUUGGAAGGGAGCAAAGAAGCGGUGGAGAGGCUUACCCAGGAUGUUGCGGACUUCGUGAAAGAGUAUUUCCUUAUGACCACCAAAUCAUUCUGA
Messenger RNA from Symbiodinium sp. CCMP2592, 1875 nucleotides. The record is from the annotation of a GenBank genome assembly. NCBI's taxonomy places the organism in Eukaryota, Dinophyceae, Suessiales, Symbiodiniaceae.